GUUUGUCAGAAACAUUCUGCAGCCGCUCAACAAGAUGACCAGCCUUUUUCGCAGGAGCAGCAGCGGCAGCGGCAGCGGCGGUGGCGGGGCCACCGGGGCUCGCGGGGCCGGGGCCGGGGCCGGGGGCGGGGGCGGGGCCCCUCAGGAACUCAACAACAGCCGGCCGGCCCGCCAGGUGCGCCGCCUCGAGUUCAACCAGGCUAUGGACGACUUCAAGACGAUGUUCCCCAACAUGGACUACGACAUCAUUGAGUGCGUGCUGCGUGCCAAUAGCGGCGCAGUGGAUGCCACCAUCGACCAGCUGUUGCAGAUGAACCUGGAGGCAGGUGGUGGCAGUGCCUAUGAGGACAGCUCAGACUCAGAGGACAGCAUCCCACCAGAGGUCUUGGAAAGGACCUUGGAGCCGGAGAGCUCUGAGGAAGAACCCCCGCCCGUGUACUCACCACCAGCUUACCACAUGCACGUGUUCGACAGGCCUUACCCAAUGGCUCCUCCAACUCCACCUCCCCGGGUUGAUGUCCUGGGCUCUGGACAACCCACAAGCCAGAGUCGCUACAGGAACUGGAACCCACCCCUGCUGGGCAACCUUCCUGAUGAUUUUCUCCGAAUCCUGCCCCAGCAGAUGGACAGCAUUCAGGGUCACCCCGGGGGCUCCAAGCCUACGGGUGGAGAGAGAGGCCCAGUUCCAGUGCCAGGACCUGGUGCCUGCGACCAGGACAGCCGCUGGAAGCAGUACCUGGAGGAUGAGAGAAUUGCCCUGUUCCUGCAGAACGAAGAGUUCAUGAAGGAGUUACAGCGCAACCGUGACUUUCUCCUCGCCCUGGAGAGAGACCGAUUGAAGUAUGAAUCCCAGAAAUCCAAAUCCAGCAAUGUGGCUGUCGGAAGUGACUUAGGCCUUUCCUCCUCUGCCCCAGGAACCAGUGAUACCAACCCCACUGUGUCAGAAGAUGCCUUAUUCAGGGACAAGUUGAAACACAUGGGAAAAUCUACUCGUAGGAAGCUGUUUGAACUCGCCCGAGCCUUCUCCGAGAAGACCAAAAUGAGGAAGUCAAAGAGGAAACACUUGCCGAAGCUUCAGUCGCUGGGAGCUGCUGCAUCAACAGCCAACCUCCUAGAUGAUGUGGAGGGCCAUGCUUAUGAUGAAGACUUCCGGGGAAGGCGGCAGGAGGUGCCUGGGGUGGAAGAGGCCCUAAGAGAAGGACAGUAAGAGGUAAGGCUUGGGGCCACAGCUUCCAGGGGC
Molecule: messenger RNA, 1240 nt
Organism: Phodopus roborovskii (desert hamster)
Lineage: Eukaryota; Metazoa; Chordata; Mammalia; Rodentia; Cricetidae
Gene: Cuedc1
Product: CUE domain containing 1
Exons: 10
Coding region: 35-1207 (390 amino acids)
Molecular function (GO): ubiquitin binding
Source: RefSeq, a predicted model, not a curated record